Sycon ciliatum is the source of this 2847-nucleotide messenger RNA. RefSeq lists its product as uncharacterized. Lineage: Eukaryota; Metazoa; Porifera; Calcarea; Leucosolenida; Sycettidae. The transcript is spliced from 3 exons. Gene Ontology annotation, cellular component: plasma membrane. The record is from RefSeq and is a predicted model, not a curated record. Bases 231 to 2072 code for a protein of 613 amino acids.
UGCAGCCAGUUGGAAGUUCUGCGUUCGAAGUGAGGCAGAUGAACUAUGAAGCGUUGACCUCCACCCGGAAAAUCACUAGUUCGCCUAAAUAAUUGUGAUCAUCACCAAAGUAACUUUAGGUGCGUUUCAAGUGGACCCGUCCUUUCCCUAGCCCUUUUCUGUUGCAUUGUUCGGAGCGGGGCCGGUUUAGAUGAAAGAAAGCAGCGGAGACUGAGUCUGUGGGCACGGUUAUGGCGUGUGACAUCUCCGCACAGACUUUCCUGACGUGUGCUCAGGAAGCAGUCGUGAGGUCGUCCACCCAGCUUCAAGAAAGCGAUGGCAGUGGUGGCGGUGGCGUAUUGCCAAGUUUGAGCGUCGGCGAUGCGACGCGUGCCUUCCACGAGAUGGGCCUGAACAUUACCUUCGCCCAGGUGCUGGAAAUGAUGGCGUUCGCAAUGACCUGCGAUGGUCGUUAUCUUUCCGGGGACCCUGUGCCAGCCGAGCCUUGCUUUCUCUUCGGCGAGUUCUGCUGGUACGCCGCACAGUUCUUGCACUGCUUUCAGAAUCUGCAGUCCUCGCAGUCGGCUGGCGGUCUUUCGCCAACCAGCUCGCAGCAGCGCAACCUGCGUGCAACGCGCAAGGUGCAGCCAAGACUCGAGCAUUACGGUCAGAAGAAAGCGAAACAUCAGGUGUUCCUGGGUGGUGCGUGCAAUCCAACUGUUUGGCGAGAGAAGACGGCAAUUCCGUACCUGAAAGGUAACGGGAUCACCUACUACAAUCCGCAGAGGACCGAGUGGCAUCCGGACCUGAUAGCGGAGGAACGCACAGCCAAGAACGGCGCGGCAGUGAACCUGCUCGUGGUCGACGAAGACACGAGGGGAACGGCGUCCAUUGUAGAGGCGGCGUACAUGUGCGCAGGCAAGGAGGGCGUGGUGCCUGUGAUCCGUAUGACAUACAAACAGUCACGGGAGAUGUGCAACGACUCCAUUGUGCUGAGCGACAAGGAGGUCGAGGAGCUGAACUACGCGCGAGCACUGCUCAUCGACUACGCGGAGGCCAAUGGAGUCCUGGUGUUCAACAACAUCAGUCAGGCGCUUCAGUGCGUGCGCGAUAUUCUGGUGAGCGCGGACGGCAUUGCGACGGAGAACGCUGCCUCUCUGGAGGAAAGUAGCAUUCGCCUGGGAUGGGAGAUAGGCGCGGCGCACGAGGCGUUUGUCAGCGCCAUGAAGGCGUGCGAGUCGGACGUCACCUGGACCGAGCAUGACAACUCGCCCAAGUGCCGAGCCAAGCUGUCCGGCGAGCACGCACGCGAGGCCAUCGUCAAGCUACUCGCGCUCGGCCAGAGCUCACUGACAGGUCACGGCAGCUGUAGAGACGUGUCGGUGCCCAUAGCUAGCGUUGACUAUAAUCAGUUCCUCAUGUACGCCACCCUCGCCUUCCUGCGCACCAAGGAGCGGAACGCGGCGGAGCAGGCGUACCGGGAGCAGGCCAGGCAAUACGGCCCGGUUGCCGCUCUCAAGGCCGUCCUCUCGUUCGCCGGGCGCACGGCGAUGCACGCGUACAGCAUGCUGGGUGCCCUUCGACGCCGGCCCAACAUCGAGGACCUGGCCAGGUGUCCGCCGCGCCGCCUCGUGCACCUGGGUGGCAGCUGCGGACGCACAACUUGGCGGGACGAGAUUGCAAUACCCUACCUGGAGGAGAUGGACAUUGAGUAUGACAAUCCGCAGACGGGCACGUGGACCUGGCGUUUUAAUCGCAUUCCGGAGGAAGUGCAGAGACUGCGUAGCUGCUCAGUGCUGUUGUUCGUCAUCACGUCAGAGACACGCAGCGCUGCAUCAAUGGUGGACGCGGCUACACACAUAGGCUUGCAGCUACCACACCAGAGCAUCAUCAUGUUUAUCGAGGAUAUUCCUUGCGAUGGCGUUGUGGACGGCGAGACGCUGACGGCAACGGCCGUCAAAGAUUACAACCGCGGCCGGGCGUAUCUACGCGACGUCUGCAAGGAGAAAAACGUCCCGCAGUACAAGAGCAUCAUGACGGCCGUCAAGUCCUGCGUUCAGCUAAUCAAGACCGGCUACUACAUACGCGCGUAGCAGCGUGGCAUAACGAUGUGGCAGCUGUACGGGCGGCGAGAGUGCCCGCGACAUGGCAGCGUGGAGUGCAAAGCCACGGUGGUGCGUGUCUGACCGGCCUCCAGGUGAUGCGCAGUGUGGCAUUGAGUGCAGUAUGGCAUGUGAUCAGGUUAGUGUGUCCAGACGAACACCAUGUUGCUCUGCAGGUUUUGGGACAUUUCUUCUUAGUAGUUUUACCUUCUCCGGAAAGCAAAAAAAACAUCGUAACCUUUUUAUUCACAUUCUGCAUGCGACGGCUUCCCGCGCUCGCUUCAAUAGCUCUUUGAACCUUGCGUCCGUUUCAGGUUGCGAAUGAUCUUUUGUGCUCGUACUGCAUAGUCGAAGGAGUGCCUGGUGCUAGCUCUGUGACUUGCGUUAAUAUCACCACUUCACUGUUCUCACUAGUAUUCAAAGAAAUUGUACUCCGGCCUUAAAUGUUCUUCUUGUGUCAUCACCUACAAGUACAGAUAGGAGUGUUGUGCUAACGUUACUUCUUCCUUUCCUUCUUCUUUUCUUCUUUUUACGUAUAAAACAAUAGUCCCAAGAUUUCUGCACUAGAACAUUGCACUGAACCUUAACUUCAAUUGUCCUUUGCUUACUGUUGGCCCUAUGAGUGAACGAGAAAGGAAAAUUCAAUGACGUGAACCCUAACAUGUCUUGGUCUGCAUCUCCUUCGGCUUACAUGUCUUGGUCUGCAUCUCCUUCGGCUUGUUGUACAAAUCACAUUCCCUACUUGAAGCCAGAAAUUCAAAACAUC